This is a messenger RNA of Diachasmimorpha longicaudata, 3818 nucleotides long. RefSeq names its product hamartin (gene Tsc1). Bases 624 to 3710 code for a protein of 1028 amino acids. NCBI's taxonomy places the organism in Eukaryota, Metazoa, Arthropoda, Insecta, Hymenoptera, Braconidae. The record is from RefSeq and is a predicted model, not a curated record. Gene Ontology annotation, cellular component: TSC1-TSC2 complex. The transcript has 11 exons. Gene Ontology annotation, biological process: negative regulation of TOR signaling; negative regulation of cell population proliferation; regulation of cell cycle.
UUGAAAAUGGACAAGUAAAAAGUCAAGGAAACCAUCAGAUUACCAAUCACCAGCUCCAUAUCUCUUCGAAUCCGGUACAGCGCCCACAUCUCCGGGAUAAUGACACAUAUAAAUAAAUAACAGUUAAGGACACAAAUUGGAUUCCAGGAUAUUCAUACGGACAUAGAGAACGCAGGGAUUCCCCUGAUGUGUGAUUACUUGAGAUUCAUUAAUAGGGCAGUGCUACCAUCCUUGAGCCCUUCAACGUCUACAUCAAUGAAUAUUUUUAAAUUACCUACACAUCUUGAAUGCACGUGUUUACUCUACAUAUCACGGUCACACACGUGCGCGCCUGAUCAGUAGAAUGAAAUUGCCAAAGGCGACAGUGGCGCCAGCCUUGUGGAACUAAUCCGCCAUAAAGUCCGAGCACCCCGUGGAUGUGUGGUGAACCUGAGGAAGUGCAACGUCGAUUUUUGUUACUCGAUGUUCCUCGGGUCCAGUAACAUUGACCCAGGGGUGGCCAAUCAACAGGAUCAACAGAUGGCGAGAAUAACUUCGAGCCAUCGUCAACCUUCAAAGACCAAAAAAACAAAACAAUAGAGUUUAAUUUAUGUCGAGUGGAAGGAACGGUAAUAGCAGUCGGAAUGAGUGUCAACAGUUCUGGUGUGGCCGAUUUUUUUCACAUGCUUGAGUCAAAUAAACUCAGCGAUGUGGAGGAGAUCAAAAAAGUUUUUCACGAUCAUUUCUUAUCCACAAAAGACAGCUGGUUGGUCAAUGGGCUCUUCGAUUACUACUUAUCAACGGAUUCUCUCCGUACGAUUGAAGUAUUGGCAGGGGUGCGAGAACCACAUGAUAAAUAUCUCCUGGAUCGUCUCUCGGAGACCCUGGCCAGGCCCAGCAGCAGUGGCCAACGUGUCAAGGUACUCACCGUCCUUGGACACGUUGCCAGGAGACAGCCUACCCUCUACAAAUUGGCCAAUCAUCCACUCUUCAGGGAACUGCUCAAACUGCUUAAAGUUGACUCUGAGGCACUGUCACUCAUGAGUGGACUUUUGCUGCUAGUGACAUUGCUACCAAUGUUACCAGCUGCGCUUGGACCUUAUCUGCAUGAAAUAUUCGAGGUCUUCGGACGUCUGGCCUCCUACUAUCACUUUCAGUCUUCAAAUCUCGCUUCUACUAUUGGCAGUGGGAGCACCAGUAUGGAUAAGGACCAACUGUAUUUACUACAUCUGCAGGUUGGAUUGUACAGUUUAUUCCACCGCUUAUACGCAAUGUACCCCUGCAAUUUCGUAGCCUAUUUGAAACAACAGUACUCCCAGAGGGAUCACGAUGUAUUUAAACUGACGAUCAAGCCAAUGUUGGAGUCUGUGCGAUUGCAUCCCCUGCUCAUCACCGCAUCCAAGGAUGCGGAAACAAAUGCAGCAAGAUGGAAAAAAAUGGAACAUCACGAUGUAGUGGCUGAGUGCGGUCGUUUUGCUUUGGACAGAAGCAGAGAGGAGGUAUUGGCCCCUAUUAAUCUUCGUGCCACACCAAUACCUGAUCACCUGUGCCCAUACACUCCAGUCAGUGUUGCUGAGGGAUUAUCAGGGACAGGAGCCACCAAUGGAGAAGAGGACUCUUUCUGGUCUCCCAGCAUGGCCAUUCCACCUCAAAGUCCACCACCACUGUCAGCUCCUAGUCUCGAGGCUCGAUCCACACCGUCGACUCCAAAUAACAACAGGAGCAGUUCGUCACCACCUGAGGCAGCCGUCGAAGCUACACCUGAAACCACACCUGUCAAGGAUAUUCGACAAGUCUCCUCACGACAGCCACCUCUGGGCUCUGCUGCUGUUAGAGCCUUGGGGGCCUUUGGAAAUGGUUCGUUGAGUGGUAAUUCAAGACCUUCAACCCCUACUUUUGUGAAUUCUCAUGCCUCGGCGUUUUCUGGAAUUGGUAGCAGUGGUGACGGGGGAAUUCUCUCGCAGAAAAUUAAUAGACUUGUUGCUGAUCGUCAGAAUGUACUGCAGACACAGAGGUCUUUCAAUUUUGAAGGGCUUGGGAGAGGUCCGGAGAACAGUCCUGGAAGAAAUGGAAAGAAUGAUAGCUGGAAAGAGGAUCAAGAGGUAGAAAUCGUAAAUUCUCAGGCAAGCAGGUCUUUGACAUUCCUCGAUCGUCAACCGUACAGUGAUGAAAAAAUUCGUGGUCCAAGGGUGGAUCUAUCAAAGAAAGUACGAAGACUGAGAUUUCCCUCUCAAUGUCAGCCUCAACAGUCAGGGCCAACCCCCCAGCCAGACGUUUGCAAAGUGCGAAGAUCCAAAUCUUGUCCAGAUAUGGAUUCUCAAAAAAAGUUGAGCACGGCAAUGGAGAACUUUAGAAGCAUUCUUGGCGCGAAAAGUAAUGAAGAAGUUGGAACACAAACCUCGGAUCUUAUUCCUUACGAACACCUACUCUUUGGCCUUCUCGAGAUGAGGCAUCAAGAGCUGCAGGUAUCGAGACAGAGUACUGAAUCGAGAUUAUCUCCGAGCUCGAUGCUUGAUCGUUACAUAGAGGCUUGUUCGCGGAUUAGUUCUUCCAGUGGAGACAGAAAAAGAAUCAGGAAGAGGGAGGACGAUGGGGAGGAUUGCGGGGAGGAGGCUGGAAAUGAUAAUCCACAGCUGCAAAUGAUGCAGAUGCAACUGUUAUUCGAAAGGCAGAGGAGGGAAGUUCAUGCGGAGAGGAACAGGCGGUUGCUGGGAAAAUUGAGGGACUCCAGGGCACUAGAAGAGCAGAAUGCUGCAUUGACUGACCGACUCCGUAUGGCGGAGAGUGAGAUUGAAGGGCUGAAGAACGAAAUCGAUCGCAGUAAAAAGGAUAACAGGAAUGCUGAGGAAAGAUAUGCUGAUGCUUUGCACCAUUGGCAAUCAAAGUGUGUCGAGGAGCAAAACCAGAAUCACGUCCUCAGGGAAAAAGUCGAGGCUUUGGAAUUGGAACUGAAGAACGAAAAGAAGAGAGUGACUGAGUGUGAACAACAGGCCAAAUCGUCUGAGGCUCUGUUAUUCGAUGCUGCACAUCAACUGAAAUGUGCGCUCAAAGCUGCCAAUCGUGGCGAAGAACUGAAGCGAAAUUUGGAUCUCAUCGACAAGCGAUUUUUGUUAUUAGGAGAGGCCCAAGCGAAACUGCAAGAGCGCUGUUCAGGGCCAGUACCAAUGUCUAGACAGGAAGCUGCACAGAUUCAGAGAUCCUACUCUGAGGAAUUAUCAAAUUUAAAACGCCAGUUGGAUUCUCGAACAUCUUUGGUGGAAGCCCAGAGAAUGCGCCUAGUGGAGUUGGAAGCUCGCGAGGUCCGAACUGAAGCACAAGUGAUAGAUCAACAGCGUCUACUGCAAGAAGCAAAAGAGAGAAACGAAGCUGAAUUGAGGGCAGUGGAGUCCAAAUACAAGUCUCAGGUGGAGAUAAAUCUUCUCCUGGAGAGUCGUAUAUUGGAAUUGCAUGGAAAUCUCGAGGCACUGACGAUGGGCCCUGGCUCAGCAGCUGUGAAUUUAGCCUCAUCAGCAUCUCCAAAGGAACGAUCGCCCCCUUUAUCAGGCAGUCUGGCCUCUUCGAGCGAAGGGAGUCUGGCAUUUCACACUGGCACUGGAAUAAUCAGUGAUUGUUGUGAUUCUGCUGGAGAAAUAGCCAAUCUCCAGGCCAUCGUUGAACCCACCCCUUCAUCAUCGAGUCAAGUCACAACGCCAUCACGUUCCAGUCAUAGACACGUACCAAAACGAGACUAAAAUGAUUAAUAAUAGUGCAAGAAAGAAAAUAAUACAUUGACGUUACGAUGAAAAUAUGUUGAACUAAAGAAGAAUGAAUAAAUGAAUAAAUUUUUGAAAUUUUAAAAA